Molecule: messenger RNA, 705 nt
Organism: Heterostelium album PN500
Lineage: Eukaryota; Evosea; Eumycetozoa; Acytosteliales; Acytosteliaceae
Exons: 3
Coding region: 1-705 (234 amino acids)
Biological process (GO): protein targeting to ER
Cellular component (GO): mitochondrion; endoplasmic reticulum
Source: RefSeq, a predicted model, not a curated record
AUGAAUUUCGAUUUUAUCUUUGUAAUGGGAGCAUUGUUCUUGGUCCAAAAGAUCGAUUUCAAGGAGAACCCACAAUAUGUCAACUACGCUAUCAUCGCAUUCUGCUCGGUUCAGUUCAUCUGUGUCUGUGCAUACGCUAUGAUAUUCAAGAAGAUCACAUCCAGACCAAAGACUACCGUUCUCUUUGAUAUCAAAACACCAGCUUCGUUCGGUCAAGAAGAGAAGACUGAAAGAAUGACAGUUGAGGACUAUGAUUUCCAACAGAUUAAAAAGGUUAUCGGUAAUGUACUCGUCGGUAUUUGCAUUCCAUUGUUUUUGUUGUACAAGUGGAACAUUGUACCACCCUUAGCAAUCAACUGCGUCAUGGCUUUGCAGAAUCUCUACAAGAACAAAUUGUUCAAGAUCUACAUCUUGGGUGAAGGUGACAAUAAAUAUCCAAGACCAUUCGCUGAUGAAAGUCCAUUUGCCAGUUUAAUGGGAGGAUUUCAACCACCAGCCGAACCAGAGGCAACCAGCGACAAUAAUGGAAAUAUUAGAAUUCCAGCAACACCAAGCAACAAUAACAAUACCACCGAAAAUAAGGCAGCCAAGAAGCAACCAAAGAAAAAGAUUGUUACAGUUGACAGUGACGACGAAGAUGCUGUAUCCGAUGAUGAUACCGAAUCUAGAAAAUCACCAACAUUGCGUAGAAAGAAGGUUGAUUAA